GACCUUAUUCUUGAUUCAAGUCUUAUAUAACGCUGUUGCGAGCCAAACAUCUUGUCUUCUUGUUUCGCGCCGUUGUCAUCAUCAUUUGUAUUUGUAGACAUGUUGGCCGACACUAGAAAUCUGGAGACUCUCUCCGCCCUCUCUGUUGAACGCCAUGUCUCCACAACUGCCUCGGGUUCCACUGUGAUAAGCUACGCUAAGGACCUGGGGGAAGGCCCUGUCCUGUGGCUCGUUCACGGCUAUCCUCAGUCUGCUUACAUUUGGCGCCAUCUUAUCCCUCAACUGCAGGACAAAAUCUCUCUAUUUGUACCUGAGCUGCCGGGUUAUGGCCUCAGUACUCGUCCCAAGAAGGAUGGAAUCGCCACCGUCGGCGCUGCACUGCUUGAAGCGAGCAAUGAUUUAUUCCCCAACCGACCUAUCAUUUUAGCCGGUCAUGAUCGUGGUGCUCGCGUCUGUCAUCGCCUUGCCGUGCUUAACGCUCAUCCUCCUCAAGAUGAGUCUGCUAAACUGCACUCUUAUAAGCUCCUAGGUACGGUCUGUCUCGACAUUGUACCUACUUUGGUUCAAUGGCAGGCUUUCGCCAAACCUGUUGCCAGCACUACUUACUUUCACUGGCCUCUCCUGGCCUCACCCCUCGGACCCCAUAUGGUUGAAGCCUUUGGCGGUGCAAAGUGGACGCAUAUGGGAUUGGAUCGCAUCUGUGGUGAUAAUAUCGAAGGUCGCAAAGCCAUGCAAUCCGAUCAAGCCUGGGAGGUUUACGAGUCUCUGCACUCGAAGCGCGAAACUAUUGAAGGCUCUUGUGCAGACUAUGCAAGUGGCUGCUUUGAUGAGCCACCUCUCCAGGAAGCAGAUCAACGCGAAGGUCGGAAAGUCGAAGUUCCCAUCCUCGUGAUGUGGAGCCAGGCAAAGCUAGCGAAGAUGCACAAUGAUGUCGGAGCUAUCUGGAAGGACUGGGUUAAAGAUGCUUCUCUGCUGACCGCUCGGAGCGUCGGUGAUGGCGUCGGCCACUAUCUGCCCGAAGAAGCAAGCACAGUGAUUGGCAAAGCUGUCAAAGACUUUGUGGCGCAGGUGACAAAGUGAUGUACUUGCAUGACUAUCAACGACCAUAGAAACACAUUGUCUGCAAUUUCCCGCUGUCUACUGGUCUCAUGUACACUGCAAUUUUGCUGCGUGAUAAGCCCCGUAUAAAAGCGAUUGAUCCCCAUCCCUGUUGUAUUCCUUCACACUGCGCCAUAACGGACUGGUGGAACUGUGCUGAGCUCGAAUCCUGGCCCCAAUGAGUCCGAAAGCGUACGUCCAAUUCGGGCACCUGGAGUUACAACUAAUAGGAUGGAUAGCGAAAGGAUCAAGGUCCAUGUAUCCUCAUACGAUGUCUAGGCUCCCAUGAUCAAUGACACAUUCGGCUACUCAUACUGGCAUCAACAUGACAGAUGAGGUGUCGUAGACCUGAAACUCUACCCAUGCUCUCCAAAUUUAAUGCAGACACGACCUCGGUGUCCCAGUGUCCAUGCAGUAAUGUGACGUAGCCGCUGAUUAGUAGAGGUAUGAUGAAGGCAACCA
Aureobasidium subglaciale EXF-2481 is the source of this 1560-nucleotide messenger RNA. RefSeq lists its product as uncharacterized. Lineage: Eukaryota; Fungi; Ascomycota; Dothideomycetes; Dothideales; Saccotheciaceae. Gene Ontology annotation, molecular function: hydrolase activity. The transcript is spliced from 4 exons. The coding region runs from base 100 to 1080 and encodes 326 amino acids. The record is from RefSeq and is a predicted model, not a curated record.